AUGGGAAACAAUCCUCCAGACGGCCAGCUCUCAGCUCCCUCUGGGGUCGCAGCCCUCCAGAGGCAGGUGUUUGAUUUCCUGGGCUACCAGUGGGCUCCUAUUCUGGCCAACUUCCUGCACAUCAUGGCUGUGAUCCUGGGCAUGUUCGGCACCGUGCAGUUCCGCUUCAGAUACCUCAUCUUUGACCGGGACUUCCUCAUGACUUUCAACACGUCCCUCCAUCGCUCGUGGUGGAUGGAGCACGGCCCCGGUUGCCUGGUGACGCCGGUCCUGGACUCCCGCUUGGCCCCGGACGACCACCACGUCAUCACCGUGUCGGGGUGUCUCCUCGACUACCAGUACAUCGAGGUUUUGAGCUCGGCCCUCCAGAUCCUCCUGGCUGUGCGUAAAACGACGUCGGACGGGUUCCCACACACUCCAGGAGUGACUCAGCUCUGCGUAACGCUCCUGUUUUUCUCUCUUUUUUCCCGGCCUCCUCUCUUCCCCCGGCAGCUGUUCGGCUUCGUCUACGCCUGCUACGUGAGCAAAGUCUUCCAGGAUGACGAGGACAGCUAUGGACAAGUGGUGUUUGUGUAUUUCAGAUUAAUCUGA
Menidia menidia (Atlantic silverside) is the source of this 591-nucleotide messenger RNA. The record is from the annotation of a GenBank genome assembly. NCBI's taxonomy places the organism in Eukaryota, Metazoa, Chordata, Actinopteri, Atheriniformes, Atherinopsidae.